UUUUUGCACUCCCACCCCUCCAUUUUUCCCAGCCGCCACUUCCUUUUCCCUGCCUUCUUCUCCCUCACACAGCAGCCAGCGCUGAAGCUCCAUGGCCGCCGAGCCCCUUCCCAUGGCGCCCCCUUCUCUCCCCUUGGCGCCCCCCUUCAGGCACGGCAGCAGGAAGCCCUCCUCCCCACGUGCAGCACCUCUGCUCCCCUUUCCAUGGCGCCCAGCAGGGAGCACAACCAGCGUUGUUUUCCUUCCACGGCGCGAGCCUCCACCCCCCUGCAGUGGACGCUGCGCGAGAUCCUCCCAUGGCGCUCCUCUGUUGAAGCCCCUUGCCGACGCCCUGCCCUCCUCCCUCUCCACGGCCUUCUUCCCCAUGGCGCCGGGAUCCUUCCUUCCGACGGGCGUGCUCCUCAUGAGCGCUCUGCGCGACCUCUGCCGAACCUGCUAUUUCCCUGCGCAUGGCCGCGACACAUGGCCCUGCUCCUCCUAUCUUUCCCACCAAAACAGCAAGCCCCCACCGCGUCCAGGUGUUCUCGCUACUCAGCUUUGGCCGCGCGAGCUCGCUGCGGGACGCCCUAGCCACUGCUCGCCUCAACCACAUCUCCAUGGCCGAGCUCACCCCUUCGCUGCUGCAGCCCCUCCCCUUGCUCCUUUUCACCGUGCGCAGGGUGUUUGACUUAAUGCCUGCGAAGGAGAUGUGUUGUUGCAGCCCCGUCGACGCUCGCCGGGUGUUUGCUGUUUUUGGCGCAGACCCGCUCGCGACGUCGUCGACCCUCGCCACCGUCAAAGUCGCGCUUCGUGCCUUGCAGUUCGACGAAAUGUCGAGCCAUGUGGACAGUCCAUGCGGCUAAAUCCCGACUCGUUCAGGUUGAAUCCAUGUGAUUGACUUACUUGCACAUUUGUCAUUGUCAUAUAUAUAUAUAUAUACAUGUAGGUGAAUGUGUUGUAUGCGAAUUAAAACUCAUGGAGGAGAAAGUGGUACACGUAGAUGUGUUUGCGAUUGGAAUGCCAAUAAGUGUAUAUGUGG
Zea mays is the source of this 1018-nucleotide messenger RNA. RefSeq lists its product as uncharacterized. Bases 450 to 842 code for a protein of 130 amino acids. The transcript is spliced from 2 exons. Lineage: Eukaryota; Viridiplantae; Streptophyta; Magnoliopsida; Poales; Poaceae. The record is from RefSeq and is a predicted model, not a curated record.